UGCGUGGUCGACCUCGCAGUGCGGCCACGCCCCCACGCCGGCACCGCCCGGGGUCCUUCCGUACGCAUUGAUAUGAUUGGCCGGCGAAGAGUGGCUCUCUUUUCCUCCUUGGCUGCUUGAAGGCCUUCUGCCAUCAUGAAUGACACAGUAACUAUCCGGACCAGGAAGUUCAUGACCAAUAGGCUACUUCAACGGAAACAAAUGGUCAUCGAUGUUCUUCAUCCUGGAAAGGCAACAGUACCUAAGACAGAAAUUCGGGAAAAACUAGCCAAAAUGUACAAGACCACACCAGAUGUCAUUUUUGUAUUUGGAUUCCGAACCCAUUUUGGUGGUGGCAAGACAACCGGCUUUGGCAUGAUUUAUGAUUCCUUGGACUAUGCAAAGAAAAAUGAACCCAAACAUAGACUUGCAAGACAUGGCCUUUAUGAGAAGAAAAAGACCUCAAGAAAACAGCGAAAGGAACGCAAGAACAGGAUGAAGAAAGUUAGAGGGACUGCAAAGGCCAAUGUUGGUGCUGGCAAAAAGAAGGAGUAAAGAUUCGUCAGUGACUCUGGUGAUCAGAUUCUUCAUGAGAGGAUUAAUAAACUAAUAACUUUUAUGUG
Messenger RNA from Pteropus alecto (black flying fox), 602 nucleotides. RefSeq names its product ribosomal protein S24 (gene RPS24). The coding region runs from base 136 to 534 and encodes 132 amino acids. Gene Ontology annotation, cellular component: ribosome. The record is from RefSeq and is a predicted model, not a curated record. Lineage: Eukaryota; Metazoa; Chordata; Mammalia; Chiroptera; Pteropodidae. The transcript is spliced from 5 exons. Gene Ontology annotation, molecular function: structural constituent of ribosome. Gene Ontology annotation, biological process: translation.